AUGGCGUUUGGUUUCCCUUCCAAAAAGGGCGUCAGGACGGGGAUGCGGCAGAACAAUGGUGCCAAGCGUAACACGGUCAAGCUACGUCCUCCACCGGCCAAAGCCCCGACCGCGAGCUCUUCACGACCAGCUGCUGGAGACGACGACAACCGAACACCGUACUACCAACGUGACUCGACCCAUCAGCAAUGCGACCCAGGCGAUGACCAAGGCGAUGAAGAAGAGUUCACGUAUCAGGAUCAGCUGAGAGGGGAGAAACGACCUCUCGAGGGCGCGACCGUCACCGUGUCAGGGUGUGGUGCCGACAAGAGGAUGUUGAUGACCGUGGCCGCCGAAUUGGGAGCCAAGGAUUGCACCUCGUUGACGAGCCAGACGACACAUCUCAUCGCUGAUGGGUUUGGGAGCGCAAAGUGCGAUGUCAGUCGAUUCGACCGGGCGACCGGGAGAGGCCUCUUGAUGAUGGGGCUUUGAAGGAGUUGGCCCCUGACCCAUCAUGACGUUCUUCUCCGAACAGAUGGCACUCAAAUGUAACAUGAAGAUCAUGGAUCCAAAAUGGUUGCUCGCCGUUCGAGACGCGUGGAGGGACGCCGAAAACGUCGACUUUGCCGAGGUGGGUAAUUCGGAUGCCCAGGCCAAUCUCCUUGGACCUUUCAGGUCUAGAAAACUGAUGAUGAUAUCCCCGGCACAUAGCUCGAGAAGAAACACCGACUCCCGGCUUUGACCGGUACGGUCGUCACGCUCACCCAGUUCCCACCUGGUCGGUCAUUCGCAGCGCCUUUCUCGACCCUCGAGCUGAGUCUGGAAGCACUGACACAACUUUUGCAUCGGCCGAUAGGCGCUCGCGAAAGCGAAUUGAUGACGAUCCUGGAAGGAGCUGGCGCCGAAAUCACCAAACGCCUGAACAGGAGGACGACCCACCUCAUGGUUUCCUCGACCAGCUCGGGUCAUCUACCUCACACGUCCAAGCUCGAGUUUGCGACCAGCGACCGAGGGAGGACUGAACUUCCAAAGAUGAUCAUCGUUUGGGAAGGGUGGCUCGAAGAUGCGAUCCGAAGAGGGGGGAGGACCGUGGCUAGGGAUAUCAAGUGGAAGUACGAACCGGGAGCGGAGGCACCCAUCAUGCUCGACGACGAUGACAUCGACCCCAUUGCCUCGACGUCGCGCGGUCGGACGAGGAAUGUGUCCACCGUCCCACCAACCUCGCAGUUUCACACGUCGAGAUCGCAUUGGGGACCUUCUUCAAUGGCGGGUGGAGCUGACCAAGGGACCACGGCCAAGAAGACUGGGGAGGAAACCGACGAUGGCAACACCGUCGUCAUACGCAAAAAGAAGUCGAGGAUCGACAAUGACCCGUUGCUCGGACCCAUGGCGAUCAAGCUUCGUACGCAGGGCUCGUCAAUUCGGCCUGGGUCUGGUGCGAUGAAUCGGGACGAGCAAGCUUAUGGUGAACUUGUGGCUCCCCACGAGAUGGCAAGACAACCGCUGCGAGGCGGGGGGUCUGAAGCAACGGUGGAUGGGCCCGACGAGAGGCCAUCGGAGCAGGUCACGUCGGCUACGAACGAUGACAACCCCUACGCACUCGGUCGAGAUCGAGGAGGAUCGAUCAUCAAGGCCUUGUCGAGUACACGGUCGAGGCGCUUCGACGAGGUCGAGCCGUCCAGACCUCGCACGGCGCUCGUUUCAAAACGCUCGAUGGAGGGACAUACUCCGAACCCACUUGCCGCGGACGACUCAGCUUUCUUCGAGGGCAACGAGGAGGUCCAGAUGGGCGCGGAGAACGAGCAUGGGGAGGAGUUGUCGGACCCACCCAUCUUUGAAGGGUUGACGUUCUCAUUGAUGGACAUGCAAGACAAGAACCGUGGCAUCAUCAAGCGAGCCGUCGAAGAACGUAGAGGGAAGGUUUUGAUCGAUCGCAUCGAGCCCACGACCGACCACAUCGUCGUCGACUUCUUUGGCGCCCCUCGCGAAUACCUCGGACCGGAUGCCGAUCCUCGUGUCAUCACAGGGUGUUGGAUCGAAUCCUGCAUCCACGAGGAUCGACUCGUGCCAUUCGAUGACCGAUUGCUCGAACGCCCCUUGCCGUACGAGAUCCCCAUUCAAGGUGCGGACCAGCUCAGAAUCCAUCUCUCGGGCUUCAGCGACAUUGGCAAGAUCCAUACAAAGAGAUUCCUCAAGGAGAUUGGAGCGGGCACUUCCAAAGUCUUUAAUCGAUCGUGUACGCACCUGAUCCACGUCGAUGCUGGGAAAGAAGUGGGAGGCCCCGGGGGGCUCAAGAUCGACAAAGCGCGGGAAUGGGGGAUCCCGAUCGAGGGACCGGACUGGUUGAGGAGUUGGGCGGCCCAACGAGGCGUAAUUCCUUCGGCUUCGUCUGCCGAGUCGGCGACGUCAGGGACGACUCGGGACAAGAAGGGCAAGGGCAAAGCGACGGUGGCCCCGAGGGACAUUACGAACGAAAGCCAACCUCGUCUUGCGAGGUCUCGCACAACUCCUCACGUGGAUACCACCGUCGCAGACGAGAACCAAGCCAUCACGAGUGGCGCCCUGUCCGGAUGCGUCAUCUUCGUCUCGAACAAGUUGGCUAGCGUCGAGAAGAAGAAGGUCAUCGGCAGCGUCACCAAACUGGGCGCUACGGUCGCCACUUCGUUCGACCCCUUCGCAGCGACGCAUCUCGUCUACGCCAGUAACCGAUCGAAUGACCCUUCGAGCGAGUACAAGAAAGCAAAAGCGGCGCAGACCUGUAUCGUGCAUCCUCAGUGGGCCGUCGAGUGCGAACUCUUGGAUGAACGAGUCAACGAGCAAGAGUACCCUCACACUUUUGAUCCGAAGAGGGGCGGACAACUCGCAAUUGUUGCCAUCAGCUCGCCCGCGAAAUCACAGGAGAGAGCCCAAUUGGUUGCUUCGCCGGGAGGACGUCGCGCUAGUCGACCACCUAAUUCGCAAGCCCUUUGGAUGGAACGGAGCAAUAGCUCGCCGAACAAGCCAGCUACGCCGAAGCGUCACAAUGUGGACAUGGAUGACUCGUUCGGGCCCCUUGCGGCUGCUCAACCCGUGCAUUCGGUUUGUGCAGACGAACCUUCGUCGCCUCGCCUGUCCCAAGCUGCCGUAGAGGCAGGCGCUGGUGCAAGAGUCGAAUCAAGAUCUUCGUCAGACCCCGCUCCUCUCCCCGCAGGAGAGGAUGAAAGCUUUCAAGAGACGGGACGGAAGAAAUCCGGCAGCACGCAGCAUUUUGAUGAGCUCACGAGGACGACAUCGGAGCUGUUGGCGCACUUUGCCGAUCUGGGAGGGGAAUUGGCCAAUCCUGCGAGGGCUUUGAGUCGAAAGAGGGUGCGUUGUAGAAAGGGUUUACUUUGGCUGUGAUCUCUGAUCUGACUGUGGUGUGUCUUUUCUCCCCUCCUUCUCAGAGCCACGUUUCGAACGCCUCGACAAAAAGUUCAAUGUCGAUGAGUCGUGAUGGAUCCAAGAGUUCCGAAGUACCUCGCAAAGUACCCGGACAAGCGAUGUUCGAGCCCUCGCAAUUCACCCAGGCUGGCGAAGAUACCUAUGCCGUCGAAUACGAUGACCCUGCUGAAGUCGCGGCUCGUGCGGCGUUGGCCUUUGCUUUGGGUGGUGGUAGGGAUCCGACCACGACGACCGAGACGAUCGAGGCCGCACCUGUAAACCAGGGCUCGGAAGACAAGGAACUCUACAUGCGAACGAGCACGCGUUCGAGCGCUCGGAAGCGCAAAAUUGAUAAUGAUCUAACGGAAGAAGAGUCGUUCGAGUUCGGCAAAGUCGGAAAACGGACUCGAGGGGCGAGGUGA
Molecule: messenger RNA, 3800 nt
Organism: Microbotryum saponariae
Lineage: Eukaryota; Fungi; Basidiomycota; Microbotryomycetes; Microbotryales; Microbotryaceae
Source: the annotation of a GenBank genome assembly